AUGAGCGUUGGACAAGAUGUACAGUUGCUUAAGCUUGAUACACUGGCAAAACAUUUUGAGGAAAAAAUAAAUACCUUAAAAGGAUUAUUAAGAGGAAAAAAUAUAAAAAUAGAAGAUUCAAUUUUAAUUAGAUAUAUUUUAUCUUAUGGAGACAAAACAGAGGAAUUAGUUAACGCAGUUACAAGAGCUGUUGAAUGGAGAAAAGAAAACAUAGAACCAAUACUAAAGAAUGAUAACUUACAUUUUAAAAAUAAUAAUAUUACAUUUCCGAUUCGAGUUAAACCAUAUUAUUUUUUAAUACGAAAAACAUUAGCAGCAUGCUCCCACAAAUAUACUUUAGAUAACCAACCUGUUGUUAUCGGUCGAUUAAAAUUAUGUAAUUUUACAUUUUUAUUAGAUAAUGUUCCAGAAGAUAUUAUAAUAGACUAUAUUGUAUAUUCAAAUGAACAUGAAUUCUCAAUAUGUAAUAAACAAAGUAAAAAACACAAUUAUAUAUGUAGGACAUAUAGAUUUAUUGAUUUAAAAGGUUUUGCUCUUAGGAAAUUUGAUAAACGAUUUUUAAAAAUUUUUGCAAGUACAUCAAAAUUGUCUGAAUUUCUUCACCCCCAACUAGUUUUCAACACAUACUUAAUAAACGCCCCAUCCUAUAUAAGGAUUACAAUUGAAACAUUAAAGGCCUUUGGGAUUAGUAGAAGAACCUUAAAUAAAUUGAAAAUACCCAAAGCGAUAGAGAACGUAGAAUCUGCAAAUUGCGAAUGGUUCAAUACGAUAGUGGAUAAAAAAGAUAUACCGUCAUAUCUCGGUGGAUUAUGUAAGUGUAAAAAUGGGUGUAUACCUGGAUUCAAGAAUGAUCAAGAAUAUAUGGAAGAAUUCAACCUAGAAGAUGUAAAAGCAGAAAUAAAAAAAAAAAUUUUAAAAUAA
Messenger RNA from Plasmodium berghei ANKA, 921 nucleotides. Its product is annotated as phosphatidylinositol/phosphatidylcholine transfer protein, putative. The transcript is spliced from 3 exons. NCBI's taxonomy places the organism in Eukaryota, Apicomplexa, Aconoidasida, Haemosporida, Plasmodiidae. Bases 1 to 921 code for a protein of 306 amino acids. Gene Ontology annotation, cellular component: cytoplasm. The record is from RefSeq and is a predicted model, not a curated record.